Messenger RNA from Ostertagia ostertagi, 192 nucleotides. The record is from the annotation of a GenBank genome assembly. Lineage: Eukaryota; Metazoa; Nematoda; Chromadorea; Rhabditida; Trichostrongylidae.
AUGAAGGGAUUCGGCACUCGGGACAGCGAUCUGAUCCGACUGGUUGUUACCCGAUGUGAGUACGAUAUGGUCGACAUUCGAUCAGCCUUCCAGGCCAUGUACAAAACGACGUUGGAAAAUAUGAUCAAAGGCGAUUGCUCCGGUUCUUACAAAGAUGGCCUGAUCGCUCUUGUCACCGGAAAUGCCCACUAA